This is a messenger RNA of Sphaerodactylus townsendi, 1264 nucleotides long. RefSeq names its product mediator complex subunit 20 (gene MED20). Gene Ontology annotation, cellular component: mediator complex. The coding region runs from base 214 to 852 and encodes 212 amino acids. The transcript is spliced from 4 exons. Gene Ontology annotation, molecular function: transcription coactivator activity. Gene Ontology annotation, biological process: regulation of transcription by RNA polymerase II. Lineage: Eukaryota; Metazoa; Chordata; Lepidosauria; Squamata; Sphaerodactylidae. The record is from RefSeq and is a predicted model, not a curated record.
CACUUCCUCCUUGCUUUCUUCUGUGAUAGUGCAGAUUGUGGAAGGCCAGGCUGGGUGCUCGUUCAACCUGGAGGCUUCACCUGAUCCGCCCCUCCCCCCGUAACUCUUCGUGUGGUUUCAGAUCAAAGGCGUGGCGGGGGACGGAGGAGUUCGACUUUUCCUUUAUCGCUUUGUAAAGACGAAUCUGGCUCCACGAGGAGGCUUUUGGAAAUCAUGGGAGUCACCUGUGUUUCUCAGAUGCCAGUGGCAGAAGGGAAGAGUGUCCAGCAGACAGUGGAAAUCCUAACGAGAAAACUGGAACUGCUUGGAGCAGAGAAACAGGGAACUUUUGGUGUGGACUGUGAAACCUACCACACUGCACCCUCCACAAUGGGCAACCAAGGGCAGGCUGCCAAGCUGAUGUACGUGAUGCACAAUUCCGAAUAUCCCCUCAGCUGUUUUGCUCUCUUUGAAAAUGGCCCCUGCCUCAUAGCAGAUGCCAACUUCGAUGUCCUUAUGGUGAAACUGAAAGGCUUCUUUCAAAAUGCCAAAGGGAACAAGAUAGAAAGCCGGGGCACCCGGUACCAGUACUGUGAUUUCUUGGUGAAGAUUGGCACUGUUACCAUGGGUCCCAGUGCCCGUGGAAUAUCUGUAGAGGUAGAAUACUGUCCAUGUGUGGUAGCCAAUGACUGCUGGAACCUGUUGAUGGAAUUCAUGCAAAGCUUCAUGGGAAGUCAUGCUCCUGGAAUCCCUUCUGUGUUCAGCAACAAGCAUGACAGCAUUUACAGUCCAGCUGACACAAUGAUUCAGUACAUGGAACUCUUCAACAAGAUUCGCAAGCAGCAGCAGAUGCCAGUUGCAGGGAUCAGAUGAGGCUGCUCCUUGCCUAUUUUCAAGCUAGCAACUGUUUGCUUGAUAGUCAUAUCACAUCCCAGUACUCCAGGUUACUAUUUUCUCUCUACAUCAAAGGACAGUCCUGCUUCUUUAGAGGAAUAAAAUUAAUUGUAUCUCAUCCUGUUACUUCACACAUGAGUGAUAUUUGCUUACUGUGCUUUGAUGGCUCAAUAAAUACACCUACCUUGGGUUCUUCAAGCAACAGUCUUGCAAAAAAAUGGAAACAAAGACAAAUUACUUGCAGAAAUGCACAGGUUCUAAUUGGGUGCAGGUGGAAGAAUGGGCUUUGAUUAUAUUUACUGUGCUUGGUGGUAAACAUGAGAUAUCUGUCUGAAUGUGAAAGCCCUUUACUACUAGUUUUAAUAAAAAUAUUUUUAUAUGAUACUAUGAA